AUGGCUUGCUCGGUCAUCCCGAUGAUGAUGCCCGACGAGAUGUUCCACCGGGUCAGUGCCGCUCCGCCGCACCAGCCGAAGAUGACGGCCUCCGUGCCGGUGGUGGCUCCAGCGCCGGCGCCAGAGGAGCUGCGGCUGUCGGACCUCGAUUGGAUCGGCGACCUCGGCGAGGGCGGCUUAGCCAGGGUCUGCAAGGCAAGCCAUUGCCGCACCGGCGCGGUCUUCGCGCUCAAGCUGUCGUUCGACCCGGACCCGCUCGUCGUGGAGGAGGAGGCCGAGGUGCUCCGCCGCGCUGCUGGAGCGCCGCACGUCGUCGACUUCCACGCCCUGCUCCGCGGGCCCGGCGGCAAGGCCGCGUUCGUGCUCGAGUACAUGGACGCCGGGUCUCUCGGCGAUCUCCUGCGGCGGCGCGGAGGGCUGGGAAUCCCGGAGGCAGCCGUCGCCGAGGUGGCCGCGCACUGCGUCGUGGCGCUGGCCCAGCUCCACUCCCGCGGCGUCGCGCACCUCGACGUGAAGCCCGACAACCUCCUCGCCAACGCCCACGGGGAAAUCAAGAUCAGCGACUUCAACCUUUCCAGGAUCCUCUACGGCGGCUCCGGCGAGCGCCUCCAGGUCCCCAUCACCGGCGGCACUAGGAUGUACUUGAGCCCCGAGCGGUUCGCGCACAAUGCCCGCGCCGGGCCGCACGGCGCCAUGGCGGCCGAUGUCUGGGGCCUCGGCGUCACCGUCCUGGAGCUCUUCUUGGGGCGACUCUCCCUCUUGCCCGGAGUAGAGAAGCCGUCUGCUGAGGAGCUGAAGCAGGCCAUCUGCGACGGGGAGCCUCCGUCCGUGCCGGAGGAUGCAGAGGCGUCGGCGGAGCUGCGCGGGUUCGUGGCGGCGUGCCUGCAGAAGGAGCCGAUGCGGCGCGCCACGGUGGCACAGCUGCUCUCGCACCCGCUCGUUGCGCGGCGCGACGUGGAGGCGUCAAGGCGCGCGCUGCGGAAGAUCAUCGUCGACACUCUGUAG
This is a messenger RNA of Miscanthus lutarioriparius, 1005 nucleotides long. The record is from the annotation of a GenBank genome assembly. NCBI's taxonomy places the organism in Eukaryota, Viridiplantae, Streptophyta, Magnoliopsida, Poales, Poaceae.